Messenger RNA from Rotaria sp. Silwood1, 1566 nucleotides. Lineage: Eukaryota; Metazoa; Rotifera; Eurotatoria; Philodinida; Philodinidae. The record is from the annotation of a GenBank genome assembly.
AUGGUCCUACUUGCUGCAUCAAUUUGUACUAAAGCUGGCAAACCACUUGUCUCACGACAAUUUGUGGAAAUGACUCGAUCACGUAUUGAAGGUUUACUUGCUUCAUUUCCAAAAUUAAUUGGUGCAGGUAAACAACAUACAUUUGUUGAAACGGAUACUGUUCGUUAUGUUUAUCAACCAUUUGAUAAACUUUAUAUGGUCUUAUUAACUACAAAAGCAAGCAAUAUACUUGAAGAUCUUGAAACUUUAAGACUUUUUUCUCGAGUGAUUCCAGAAUAUUGUAAAACAGUUGAUGAAAAAGAAGUCUUCGAACAUGCUUUUGAAUUAUUAUCUGCAUUUGAUGAAAUAGUUGCAUUAGGUUAUAAAGAAAAUGUUAAUUUAGCACAAAUUCGUACAUAUACUGAAAUGGAUUCACAUGAUGAACGUGUGCAUGAUGCUAUGAGACAGUGUCAAGAACGAGAAGCAAAAGAUCGAAUGAAGCAAAGAGCCAAAGAACUUGAUUUACAAAAACGUGCACAACGUGCUGGUGGUUCGAAAUCCUAUGGAAGUUCAACUGGCAUAUCAUCAAAUAUGUAUAGCAGUUCAUCAACGGAUAAUAAACCUGAUAUAACACCAACACCAGUAACUUAUCCAACGAGUAGUACAACAUCGGCUAUUCGCCCAAGUACAACAGGCAAAGCCAUGAAAUUAGGUACAAAAGGAAAAAAUGUUGAAACAUUUGUUGAUCAACUUAAAUCGGAAGGUGAAAUCGUCGUCAAUACUGUUCCGGUAACAUCAGGGGCUGGUGGAGCAGUUGCUAAACAUAAAACACAAAGUGUAUCUUUACCAGAAAAUGAAAAAGGAGAAGUUCAUUUAAAACAAGAAGAAAAAUUAACUGUACGUUGUGGUCGUGAUGGUGGCUUAGAAAAUUUAGAAGUUCAUGGUAUGAUUAUGUUACGUGUUAAAUCCGAACAAUAUGGACGUAUUCUUGUGGCUGUUGAUAAUAAGGAAUCAAGAAAUAUUCAAUUACAAACACAUCCCAAUAUUGAUAAAAAAUUAUUUACUAAUGAAUCAUUAAUCGGUUUAAAGAAUGCAGAUAGACCAUUUCCAGUUAAUCAAGAAGUUGGCGUACUUAAAUGGCGUUAUACAUCAACUGACUCAAAAGAAAUUCCACUUACAAUUAAUUGUUGGCCCAAUGAAACACCAAAUGGUGGUUGUGAUGUUAAUAUUGAAUAUGAGUUACAAAAUAGAAAUCUCGUCUUAAAAGAUGUACAAAUAAGUGUGCCGUUACCGAGUGGUGGACACACACCAGUUAUUGGAAAAAUUGAUGGCGAUUAUCAAUUUGAUAAUCGAAAAACAACAUUAAUAUGGACAUUACCUGUUAUUGAUCAAUCAAAUUCUGAAGGAUCAUUAGAAUUUUCAAUUCGAGGAAAAUCGGCUGAUUUUUUUCCAAUUCAAGUUGAUUUUGUAGCUGAAACAUCGUAUUGUGAUAUUAAAAUUGCUGAUGUUAAAUCUGUUGAUGAUCGUAAAUCAGUUACAUAUUCAAGUGAAUCACAGCUCAUCGUCGAUAAAUAUGAAUAUGUUUAA